Molecule: messenger RNA, 1481 nt
Organism: Drosophila gunungcola (fruit fly)
Lineage: Eukaryota; Metazoa; Arthropoda; Insecta; Diptera; Drosophilidae
Product: zinc finger protein OZF
Exons: 2
Coding region: 96-1337 (413 amino acids)
Cellular component (GO): nucleus
Molecular function (GO): zinc ion binding
Source: RefSeq, a predicted model, not a curated record
CUUUUCCAGCCCUGGUCGCAAUCAGCUGCUAGGUUCUGAAAAAAAAAUCCUAAAGCGAAUGUUUGUUGAUUAAUACAAAUUAGUUGACUUUAAAGAUGGAUUAUAAUAUACAUAAAAUAUGUCGCGUAUGCCUGGAGGAAUUACAUCCGGUGACAUCGAUUUAUAGCACAGACUUCGCCAUGAUGCCCUCCGUAAUGCUGAUGCAAUGUGCCAAAAUAAGAGUUUUCAAAACAGAUGGCUUGCCUUCGGUCAUUUGCAACAACUGCAUCUAUCGCCUGGGUGUCGCCUUCCACUUCAAACAGGAAUGCGAAAAUAGCGACCUUCGGCUCCGGCAAUAUCUGGGCAUCCUUGAGACCUGGCGCCAAGAUGCGGCAACCAACACGGACUUUGCCGAAAAGCCCUCGCUACCGCACCCUGAUAGCGAUGAGGAGGAGCCGGUGGACUCCAAAGUGAGUAAAAGGCGAUCCCGCUAUCAAAGAAAACCGCCAGAGGAGCACAAGAAACGGGGGCCCAAACCACUGCCUAAGAUGCCUCACACCUGCUACGAAUGCCACAAGAGCUUUAAGUGCAUCGCCCAACUAACGCAGCAUAUAAGAACACAUACGGGUGAAAAACCGUAUCAGUGCAGCUUCUGCAUCCAACGAUUCGCUCAGAAGUAUAACUUGAAAGUACACGAAAGGACUCACACGGGAGACAAGCCUUUUCAAUGUGAAAUUUGCUCCAAACAGUUCUCGGCCCUGGGCAAUUUUCAAGCGCAUCAGAAGAUACAUUUAGGGGUAAGGGAUCAAAUAUGCACGGUCUGUCAGAAAGGUUUUUAUACAGCCGGCGAUCUAUCCAAACACAUGCUAACCCAUACGGGCAUCAAAAACCACCAUUGCGAUGUGUGUGGCAAAGCGUUCAGCAGGCGAAGAGACAUGCGAUCUCAUAAACUGAAACUCCAUCCUCUGGAAUCUAGUACGAGUCACGAUAUAGUGGACGAUGAUGAUGACGAGCCCAUAGACACCGAUCCCGUGGGUCUGGACACCCUGGAUCAGGCCCACUUUAAGUGCCCGGAUUGCGACAAGGCUUUCGAUACGGCGGACAAUCUCAGCCUACAUUUUCGCACACAUGCGGUAAAUAAUAAUCUGCUGAAUCUGCCGCUACCACCUGCACCACCUAUGUCGCAUCACUAUCAUCACGAUGCACUGCAUCAUCUGGGGCCUCCAAAUCCUGCCACCCAAAUGGGAAUGGCUGCAAUGGCUCACAUGCUGGCACCACCGCCUCCUCCACCACCCACACCCAGCGAAGGACGCUAUACGAUGCUUCACCAUACAGCGGCUCAAAGAUUGCAUUACUAAAGAAUUAGAGAAAAAUAAUGUUAAGAAACUUAUACAAAUAUUAUUAAUUUAAAGCUUACAACAUAUAAAUCUACAACUAUUUUAUCCCAAAAUAAAAGUAACUCUUUGGACAUAAGUUUGUAAGGAAGUGAAGGACACAAUUAA